Trypanosoma rangeli is the source of this 1227-nucleotide messenger RNA. RefSeq lists its product as uncharacterized. Lineage: Eukaryota; Euglenozoa; Kinetoplastea; Trypanosomatida; Trypanosomatidae. The transcript has a single exon. The record is from RefSeq and is a predicted model, not a curated record. The coding region runs from base 1 to 1227 and encodes 408 amino acids.
AUGAGGGGUGUAUGUGGCAGUUCGGUAUUGGGUUGCAGCGAAGGUGAUGAUUCCCGCCUGGUCAACUUCUACUGCGUCCCCCUGGUGACGGAUGCGCCGGUUGCAUUUGACGGGGUAUCUGUGGCUGUUCAGCACCAGCGCACAGCGGGCUUUAACGGGGACGGGACAGACAACCCCCCGGUGUUGUGUGCUUUUUUUAGAGGGACGCUGGACGACGAAGUGGGGAUGGCGGACUGGGAGGAGAAUCCACCGCAGCCUUUGUGCGUGGGGGAUUGGGUGUCUAACGUCAGCCCCACCGACGACAGAAACGACGAUGCCUCAAGGACGACGCACACCUCCGGACGACGUUCGCUGCAGGAGCCAGUCGUGUUUCCCCACAUUCCUCGAUGGCCCAACGUUACAGCGCGGCGGCGGGAGAUGCAUACACACUCCUCUUCCCCUCUUUUUUCCUCUUGUGAUGUCAAAGCUUUUGUGUCUAGGCCAUCAGGGUGCAAGAAUAUCUUAAGCCGACCGUUGACGCACUUUGCCUACAUGCCGUUGAAGACAAGAGAGAGUGACUCUCCCGUUUCUUCAUGCGUGGGAUGCACAGAACCAUUGGAGAGAAUACGGUCUGAGGCUGCCUCUUUGGGGGAGUCUCUACGAAAGUCACGUUCGCACGUAUAUGGUAUACUGCCGAUGCCGCACGAAAAGAGGAAAGUGGAGCUUCCUGAGAGAACGGUGUCGCUCGCAAACGAGGAGGCAACAGCCGUCAGUCUUAUGAGAGAGUCCAACAUGGGGGUGCCUCCUGCUUUCAGGUCAGACAAAGCCUCAACACUGACGUUUGUGGGCUCUUCUCUUGACUGCAGGCUGUACGGGGAGACACGGGACGAGAACCGCGGAUCGGCUCUGCCUUUGCGGGGUCAACGAUUGCGGGAUGCGUGGAGACACGAUCCGACACUCCCGGAACACCUCCACCGCGUUGCCGACAUUGAGGGAGCAGGGUCUGUGCGCCUGUCGCGACUUAUUAUCGUACUUUGUUUGCGUCAUUAUUUGGACUGGUCUGAGGAGGAGGUGAAGCGAACGGUGGCUGGGCUUGCGAACUACCUGCGUGAGACGCCUGACGUGGGUGAAGUGACGCUACCGACGACGAACUCCAGAACACUCACUGUAAUCAGGGAGGAGGACGGCACGUUUUACUUAAAUGCGGGCGCCUUCCUUUUACUGAUGCAAGCCCUGCUUCUGCUAUAG